CCAGACACGUGAGACCCUGAGACAUGGAGGCAGCCGUGGCCUUUCCUGCCAGGGUGUGGAACACUGGCUGGUUCUGUAUUUGGGAAUGUAGAGGUCAAGAUAAACAUGGCGUCGGAGCCCAAGAGUGAGCUGACUCUGUGCAGUGCUGACUGCCUGGGCUUCAGUCUCUCAAGCCAGGGCCACAGGCACUAAAAUGCAGAUCCCAGGGCCUACCCAUGACCCCCUGAAACAGAGUGCUGGAGGCAUCUGCAUUUUCCAAGUAACUGGCCCUUUGAUAGCUCUUUCCCGCCGCUCUGAAGUUAACUAGCUCAGUCGUCAGUGCACCCUGCUCUCCAGCUGCGCACCCUCACAGGCCAGGAUGGCAUUCUGUCUGGCCCUACGCAUGGCCCUGCUGCUCCUCCCCGGGGUCCUGGCCCCCGCAGUGCUCACAGCCGAGGGCCCGCAGGAGCCCGCGCCCACCCUGUGGAACGAGCCCGCCGAGCUGCCGUCGGGAGAGGACCCCGUGGAGAGCACCAGCCCCGCGCGGGAGCCCGCGGCCACCGGGCCCCCGGUCCCCACCGCCACGCCGAGCCCCGAGGACAGCACCGCGCGGGAGCGUCUGGACCAGGGCGGCGGCUCGCUGGGGCCCGGCGCCAUCGCCGCCAUCGUCAUCGCCGCCCUGCUGGCCACCUGCGUGGUGCUGGCGCUCGUGGUCGUCGCGCUGAGAAAGUUUUCCGCCUCCUGAAGCGAAUAAAGGGGCGGCGCCUCGGCCGCGGCGCGACUGGCUGCAGCCCCGGGGGCGCCCCCGUGUCUCA
Nyctereutes procyonoides (raccoon dog) is the source of this 794-nucleotide messenger RNA. It is a transcript of the gene SNORC, whose product is annotated as secondary ossification center associated regulator of chondrocyte maturation. Gene Ontology annotation, cellular component: cell periphery. Bases 359 to 724 code for a protein of 121 amino acids. The record is from RefSeq and is a predicted model, not a curated record. The transcript has 5 exons. NCBI's taxonomy places the organism in Eukaryota, Metazoa, Chordata, Mammalia, Carnivora, Canidae. Gene Ontology annotation, biological process: cartilage development.